GCGGGAUAUGCCAACGGACGUUCAUUCGCAAGUCUCCUGCUGCAGGUGUCCCGUGUGCUCCAGUUCCAGUUCCUGCUCCUGGCAUCCAACCUUCCAGCUCCUCGGACUAAUGGCACGCUACACGUACCUUGCCGCCCUCGUGCUCCUGGGCAUCUGCUGCCAGUGGGGAUCCUCUGCAGCCAUGGCCAUGCCGGAUGAGGAGCGCUAUGUGCGCAAGGAGUACAACCGGGAUCUGCUCGACUGGUUCAACAACGUGGGAGUGGGCGUGGGACAGUUCAGUCCCGGGCAAGUGGCCACGCUCUGUCGCUAUCCGCUGAUCCUCGAGAACUCCUUGGGCGCGGCCAUGCCCAUCAGGAAGCGCAACUCGGAGCUCAUCAACUCCUUGUUGAGUCUGCCCAAGAACAUGAACGAUGCGGGCAAGUAAGCCCCUGAAGUGAAGGAAUGUUGAACGACGGAACCUGGACAAGAACUUAUGAUUUGAUGUUAUACUUUUUCGGUUUUCGGUGCGUCGAAGGAAAGUGAAAGUGAAAGUCCGCAGAUGUAAGCUGGUGUAGUCAUCUAAUAGAGAGAAAAGACCGUAUAACUUUUGUUGCUUUAAAAUUGCUAUAUAAACCUAUAUAGAGAAAUAUACAAGUAGCCUAUGGUAGAAAUGUUGUAUAUUAUUUGGCUUCUUGCUGAAAUAAACUGACAUGUUUCCUCACUUCAAAUCUGGAAAUCUGGUAGAACAACUA
Drosophila santomea is the source of this 731-nucleotide messenger RNA. Its product is annotated as protein PDF. Gene Ontology annotation, molecular function: hormone activity. Gene Ontology annotation, biological process: response to light stimulus. The record is from RefSeq and is a predicted model, not a curated record. The coding region runs from base 8 to 424 and encodes 138 amino acids. Gene Ontology annotation, cellular component: extracellular region. Lineage: Eukaryota; Metazoa; Arthropoda; Insecta; Diptera; Drosophilidae. The transcript has a single exon.